UUUUAAAAUCUGACUUCAAGCCUUAAAAUCUAGAAUCUCAUUGUGUACUCGAAUAUUAGUAGAACCGCUAGAAUCUUUAAAAGCAAGGAUCACUUUAUAUCGGUCGUCUUCUUCCCUCAUUCUCUUCUUCCCUCACUUUAUAUCGGUCGCUAGAAUCUGUAAAUUAGAGGAUGAAUAAAGAUCUCAACGUUAUUGGGGAGGAGGAGAUGAUUGAGCAUCCGAACCUGAUGCGGGGGUUGAAUAAAGAUCUGAACUUUACUGUUGAUUCUCGGCCGAACAAGGUAAAGUUUUAUCGGCUUUGUUCUGUGUUGUUCUUUUCUAUGUCCGAACAUUAAAUUGCUUUUGCCGGAUUUCUGGUUCUUUCAUAUUUUUAUGUUUUGGGUCAAAACAUCUCAAUUACGAUGAAGUGUCCAAGCACACUGUAUAGAUGACCCGAUUCAAGUUUGGCCAACAAGUAUUUAAUUAAUAAUGAUUUUGUUGCUUGAGGUGACAAAAAUUUCAGAUUUUUCCCCCUCCCUGAAUUGAUUUUUACUUGUUUCUGUUUCAACUCGAGACCCUCAAUCAUAAAAUUGCAAUCUUUAUAACUGAGCCCGUUGAUAUUACAUUGUCAAAUUGCUUUCCUGACUUAGUUUGGAAUCUAUGUUUACCUUGGAAGUUGUUCAUUUCAUUGCCUUUUGUUCUUAUUCUAGAAAACAUCAGCAAUCUUGGAGUUGGAUGCUUUUGAUUUGUUGCUCUGCCACGGUGUACCUGUGUCUCUGAUAAAUUCCAUUCCUAUGUCUCGUGUUCAAUUUCUUUACUUGUAUUUGAAUUUUUUAUCCUAGGUCACAAAUCAUAAACUGGGUACAACUGAGCAACACGUACCUGAAGAUCGGAUUAGUCAGCUUCCGAAUGAAAUGCUUUCUUGUAUCUUAUCUUUUCUACAUUCAAAGAAGCUGGCAGAACAAGUAUUCUGUCGAAGAGAUGGAAGCACGUGUGGACGUUCAUUCCUGAACUUGAUUUUAAUGCAUUAAAUAAAUUAUGCAAUUUCGCACCUGGCGAGAACUACAUGGAUCGAGUUUUUGAGGAAAGGCCUAAGUUUGCGAACUGGGUAAAUAAGGUGUUGGGGUCCCAUCAGGCAAUGUUGUUGAAUAAGUUUAGAAUUUAUUGUGAUUUGGGUAAUUCGUAUCUGGCGGAUUUGGAUGAGUGGCUUCGAUAUGCCUUUGAACGAAGUGUCCAAAGGCUGGAGGUGAACCUGUUACCCCAUGGCCCUGGUUCUUAUCCCUCCACUGAGUGUUAUGUUUUUCCUUCUGCCUUUGUUGCACAAAAAAGUUGGCAUUCUCUUAAACUAUUGAUUUUGAAACAUGUCUUAAUUUCUGGGGGCAAUCUUGAAUUCUUUUUGCGCAACUGCAAAUUUCUUGAAAGCGUGGUGGUGUGUGCAUCUCGUGAUUUACAAACUUUGAACGUUUGUGGUCCUUCGCUCACGUUGCGACACCUGGAUAUUGGUUUUUGUCCCUUGAAAACCCUUAUUAUAAGCAAUGUCAAUCUUAUCUCUCUUAAGAUUGAUAGACCAAAAGCAAUGACCCUUAGGAAUGUCCCUCAGCUCGUUCAUGUGGAGAUCCGUACUAUUAGUUUCGCUGUUGAGGAUUUUGUUGACCGGCUUUCGUGCUGCUUUUUCAAACUGGAGGUGCUUUCUUUGUUUAUGAAUCCUAAGGAUAUUAGGGAGUAUGAAAGGAAAAUGCCUGAGCUACCUGCACUGAAGCAAUUAGUUGUAGUACUUUAUUUAUUUAAAGAGGAGAGCAUGUCUGGACUUACUUCGUUCUUUAGGGCAGCACCAAACCUAGAGAAGUUUGUAAUAAAGACGAGAUACCCGUUUAGAAAAAUGUUAGGGACCAGCAGAAAGUCCGAGAAUGUUGUACAGUACAGUGUCCAACAUCUUAGAGUGGUUGAGAUGCAUGAAUAUCGCGGCCGAUCAGUUGAAAUUCAACUUGUCAAAUACCUCCUUGAAAAUGCAAUGUCCCUUGAGAAGAUUGUUGUUGAUCCACGUUAUGAAUUCCUUGGACUGGGUUUUGAACCUUGGUUUAUCCAUUCUAACGUACGUAGUCUAGAAGCUGAGAUAACAAAUGAUGGCAGAAGGUGUGCUGAGAAGCAACUAGGUGGAAUAAUCCCGUCACAUGUUGCAUUGCAGAUACUUUAGUUAGCUUAGCUCGGCAUAUAUGCAUGAGGUCUGGUCUUAAUUAGUUGUUAUUUGAGCAAUAAACUAUGUUUUGAACAAUUAGUUAUUUGCUCAUGUAGAACUAUGUUAUUUCAAUUUUCAAGUCUUUAUUCGGUCUUUGUUCUGUGACUGUUUUAAUAUCAGUGGCCUCUUUUGUUCAUGCAUGGAAACAGUAAGGGUCCGUUUGGUUGUUUGGAUUUUGAAUUGACAUUGACAUAAAUGUCUACCACAUCCAUUUGGAUAUUACUGACAUGUAUGUCAAAGUCAAAUUCUGAGCAACGAUUUGAUAUGUAUUUGGGUUGGAAAUCCAAAUCAUGUGUUUGGUAUGAUAGACAAUAAUAGAUAUUAAGAUAUGAACUUCGAACACCUAUCGCAUUUUAUCAAACACCUUCAUUGCAUCACCUAAUAGACCCAAUUGAUAUCCCUAUUUUGUCCAAAUCUAAGCAAAAAAAGAGCUCUUUCAAGCAACACCAGUCCAAAUAAACACCUCAGAUUGAAGCCAUUGACGUGGAAAACAAAGUUUUCGUAGACCGUCGAUGCAGCGGAAAUUAUAAAUAUGUACAUAUAAAUUUUAAGAAAAAAAAUCAGAAAAUCAUGAGAAAUUAACAAGGCAGUUGCUCUUUUCACACCUUGAUGCAAUUCAUCCCAGAUGCUUUUCAUCAUGAAAGAAAAACACCAUAGCUUAGCUCUACAAAAGAACCACCAAAGUACUUUUCAGAUCUAUUAAAACUCUAAUCCACGGAUGAAACCAAAAGGGGAAAAAAAAGAAAAGAAGAGAGAAGGAGAGGAAGAAAGGAAGAAAAUUUACCGAUGGAGAUUGAUGGUAGAUGAAUGGAAGAUGAAGUGGAGGAACAGCAAAAAGGAGGAAGAGAAAUUGGCAUAAAACAUCUUUUCAUUGCAA
Molecule: messenger RNA, 3092 nt
Organism: Oldenlandia corymbosa var. corymbosa
Lineage: Eukaryota; Viridiplantae; Streptophyta; Magnoliopsida; Gentianales; Rubiaceae
Source: the annotation of a GenBank genome assembly